CUUGAAGGCAAAACAAAUGAUGCACCGCUUCCAUGCCGCCACCGCGCUCGUGACGCGUCGGUCGUCAGCCUUCGCCUCCCAUUUGACGCUUCGCAAUGCGACGACCUCAUCACCGUCAUCGCCACCUCUCCGUGUUCUCUUCUUCGGCACGGACAACAUCUCGUUGGCAACGCUGAAGCGGCUGCAUGCAAGCAUGAUUGGGCAGUCAAAAGCGACGCAGCCUCCUUUGAUCCAAGACAUAGAGAUCAUUUGUCCUCCAGACAAGCACAUGGGCAAGGCUCGACACAAGGCGCCUGUUCCUGUCAAAGCGUUUGCGCUGGAGCACAAUUUGGUGGUCCACCACAUCCCUGACAACGUGAAAUCCCUCAAGGACUGGGCCAUGCCGCCUUCCGCUGCACCGUUCGACAUUGGCGUCGUCGUGUCCUUUGGCUACUUCAUUCAUCCACACAUGCUGGCGAAUGUCAAGCACGGCGCCAUCAACAUGCACCCGUCGCUAUUGCCCAAGUACCGAGGCCCGGCCCCCAUUCCCCGAGCGCUCUUGCAUGGUGAUACCACGACUGGCAUUUCUGUGAUCGAAAUCGAUCCGUUGGCGUUCGACGUGGGUCGUAUUCUUCUCCAAAAAGAACUGCCGAUUCCUCCAACCUCUACCUAUCACAGUUUGUCCGCGCACUUGGCCGAAGAAGGCGCCGAAUGCGUUGUGCAAGUGCUGCAAGAUCUAGACGAGAAAAAGAAGCACGCGGUGGUUCAAGACAACGCGGUAGCGACGACAGCUCCCAAGAUCAAGCGCGAGCACGGCAUCGUAACUUGGAACGAGCCCCAGGACCAGCUCUACAACGUAACUACUAUCACUUGUCGCAUGUCCUAGUCAUGCAUAUGCAGAUGUGGCGAGCGGUCGGCGAAACAGUUGGCGUCAUGUGUGCGUUUGCAUCCAAGUCCGUGAUGCUGAUUGAGAUGCACGUGCCGUCGGUGGCCGACGUCGCCGCCAUGGAGACGCACAUGGCCACAUGGACGUCGCCGCCUCAUCUGGACCAACUCGACGCCGGGUCGUUCUUCUAUGAUCGGUUUUACAAUGCGCUGUGGGUUCGUACGGCCGACACCAAAUGGGUGGUCGUGACGAAAGUGCAGCCGGCGGGCCGAAAAGUGUUUACGCCGGCGGACUUUGCCAAUCAAAACAAACUCCACCCGCGAACGCAGUACGAGUUCGACGCGGUGCUGAAGGAAUAAUAGUCACCGACAUAUAUGCCCAAAGCAGUUGAACCAACCCAACUAACUGUACACGGAUAGGACUUCGUAUUCCUACAAAUAUGUACUGUACAGUACAGUACAAACCUCA
Molecule: messenger RNA, 1333 nt
Organism: Aphanomyces astaci
Lineage: Eukaryota; Oomycota; Saprolegniomycetes; Saprolegniales; Verrucalvaceae
Product: methionyl-tRNA formyltransferase, variant
Exons: 10
Coding region: 17-865 (282 amino acids)
Biological process (GO): biosynthetic process; conversion of methionyl-tRNA to N-formyl-methionyl-tRNA
Cellular component (GO): mitochondrion
Molecular function (GO): methionyl-tRNA formyltransferase activity
Source: RefSeq, a predicted model, not a curated record